Nerophis lumbriciformis (worm pipefish) is the source of this 3170-nucleotide messenger RNA. RefSeq names its product chaperone Ric-8A. Gene Ontology annotation, molecular function: guanyl-nucleotide exchange factor activity; G-protein alpha-subunit binding. NCBI's taxonomy places the organism in Eukaryota, Metazoa, Chordata, Actinopteri, Syngnathiformes, Syngnathidae. Gene Ontology annotation, biological process: G protein-coupled receptor signaling pathway. Gene Ontology annotation, cellular component: cytoplasm; plasma membrane. The record is from RefSeq and is a predicted model, not a curated record.
UCUAACUUCAUACUGUAUUUGACAAACACGGUGACAACUUGUAUCGCUGCGUUACUUCACGUAUUUUAGCAUCUUAAAGGGCAAGCCUCGUGCGGCGUUUAAAACAAAUGUCCAUUUAAAAAGUUCCUGAAAAGAACUUCUGAUUUUUUUCAGCCUCGCCAGCCCGAAUAAAGGAGAAAAGAAGGUGCAGAGGCAGGAAAGCACACAGAUGUUGAUCUUCUGACUGAUAAGGAACAAUCUUCAUGAAUGGAACAUGCUGCUCCUGUGCGGCCUCUGUCCUCUCAGUCCCCGAUGUCUGGACGGUGUACCCUGCGACUGAGGUGUCUUUGUCCGACCUGUAGUUCCGGAAGAAUGAGCUGCAGCUACCAGUUGAACACUUGAGAACCCCCUGGCCCCGUUUCCUCUACCUACUGGGCACAAGAGAGUUCCCAAGACACCCUCUCAAGCAAAGCAGAACUCAGAAACACUGGAGCUGCUGCAGCUGUGACAGCACACCUCCGGGAUAUCACCUCAAGCAAGCAUGGUCGUGGACGUGGAGGGGAUUAUUCGGUGCAUCAGGCACAGGGAUGAGAGUGGCGUUCACACUCAGCUGCAGGAGUUCAACAGAGAGUAUGCCCAGUGUUUCUUCUUUGACGCAGAGGAGAGAGACAGAAGGAAACAAAGGAAGCUGGAAGAGUUUAGGAAAAAUAAAGUAAGAGAAUGUGCCGAAUCCGACUCUGAUUGUGACGAGAAUGACCAAGAGGACCGGGGUCUCCUCCUCAGACAGAGUUUGGCUGUGGUGCUGGUGAGGUUUAUAAGAACUGGAGUGCACUGCCAUCUGCUAAGAAUUGCACUCCGCACCCUUAGGAUCCUCUCCAGAGACAAGAGGGUCCUGGGCCCUUUGGUGACCGACAGCGCUCUCUUGACUCUGGCUAAACUGGCAGGGCUGAGCACGAGUGAAUCAAACGAUGACGCCAGCGGCCCCGACUCUGAUUUCUACGACAACAUCAUCUCCUCUCUCUCUGACGUAAAUGCACCGAUGUGUUGCGGCGACGGUAGUGACGAUGAUGUCAACGACCUAAACAAAGAGUGCUCCGCAUUUGAAGACGAUGCCAAGAGUGAUGUCAGCGCCUCCAACUGCAGCGAUGUGGACACUAUCAGCUGGCCCGGAAGCCACAGGCCCAGCAUUAACGAAAUGCACAGAGGCAGCGUCCAUCAUAAGGAGCUGGAGCGAGGGAGGAAGGACCGUCGUGAGAGCAAGAUGGAGGGCAACGAUGAGGAGGAGGAGGAGGAUGGGACAUCGGUAGAGGAGAUGCAGAACAAAGAGGCUUUGAAGGUGUUGUGUAAUGUGGUAUACAACAGCACUUGGGCACAGGAGAGGUUCAGCGCACUCAGGCUAAUAUGCGGCCUCAAAGAGCGCCUCUCCUCCAGGAUCAUUCACCCGGCUCCCUCCAGUGUUCAGUUCUACGAAUUACGACUUACCUUCCUCAUCACUGCAUUGCGACCUGAACUCAGCACUCAGCUUCAGCAGGAGGGAGGCGUCUCCAUCCUCUCAGCAGCCCUGGAGGGCUACCUGGAGGUGCAGUGGAAGGAGCAGUAUGACUGCUUGCUAGACCCGGCGGCGCCACCUAUUUCUCUGGAGGCCUCUCAGCGCAUCAUCGAGAUCCUGAAAAUCCUUUUCAACGUCACACACAGAGCCCAUGGACAUGCACCGAGCGAGGCUGAUGCAGCGCUAUACCGACAUCUAGUGGCAAUCCUGCGUCUCUGCAUGAUGAGGACGUGCAUGUUGCCCGAGGACACAGAUGAACUGCAGGGUCAUACGGUCAACCUGUUAUCGGCGCUGCCUCUCCAGUGUCUGGAUGUUCUCCUGAUGGUGCCACUGGAGCCUGACUCUGAGCAGUGCCAGGGGGUCAACAUGGACUGUGUCCACACCCUGCUGCUGUUCAUGGAGAGACGCUUGGAAUCAGGGGACAGAGUCAAAGAGAAACUAACUCCAAUUCUCAAUCUGCUGACAGAAAGCUGUCGGGCCCACAAAGAAACGCGCCAUUACAUUCGGACAUAUAUCCUGCCUCCUCUGAGAGAUGUUUCUCAGAGGCCAGAGGACGGCUGCACCGUAAAAAGUCGCCUGGUCCGCCUCAUGACAAACCUGGACACUGACGUCAAACAUUGCGCUGCCGACCUUAUUUUUGUCCUCUGCAAGGAAAACGUGAGGCGAUUUGUGAAGUACACAGGCUACGGCAACGCAGCGGGACUCCUCGCCACCAGAGGCUUGCUGGGCGGCCCCACGUCCAGAACCUCCUGCAGCAACACCCUGUACUCCAGCGACUCCGAUUCUGACACUGAGGAGUACCGACAGGUUAAAGACCGCAUCAACCCGGUCACUGGGAGAGUGGAGCGGGAGCAGACCGACCCCAUGGAGGGCAUGACGGAGGAGGAGAAGGAGGAGGAAGCUAAGAGUCUCAUUCGACUCUUCAACAAGCUGUCCAGGGAUAACAUUAUUCAGCCAAUGGGAGUGGACGCAGAUGGAAAGCUGGUACCGAUGGCGGGACUGAGGGAGAACAGUCUCACAGAAGAGUCGGCGUCAGACACAGAUGAAAAAGAGAAGGACUCAAAUCAAUGAAGUCCGUUCUGUCCUCCUAAAUAUCCUUUUUUGCUGUUUUAGUGCUUCGAUAUUUGUGGAUAGACCUAGAAAGAAGUUUUAUUUAAUUUGUUUCUCCUUAUAGGAUCAAUUUGAUUUACUUUUAGUUCUAUUGGACAAAAUGAUUGGGACAAGUGGCCGUUACGUCAUAAAAAGAACUUGAAUGAAAUUAAACAGAACUUUUCACUCUUAUGUGAAGAGGACUCUGGCCUCUUAAUCCAAAUAAUGUGUUAGACCGCCUCCAACAACAUGUACAGGUGCACAGGCAUGCUGCAAGGAAAAGGGGCCUUACCUCAAACUUAUUAUUGUAUGCCACAAAAUAUUGGCAACACUCUGCGUAAAUUCCAUGUGACACAUUUGGAGGCGCCACCUUAAUCUUUGUGAGUUUGUGGUUUUAGGUGUGUCUGUACACACGCCACAUAGAAGCCUAGUUGGAAAGCUGUCCUUCAUCUAAUGAGUGAUUGAAGUCUUAACGAGUUGAAAGUCAUUCAUCACCCUAAUAAGUGUGAAAUGUGACAAAGUGGUGAUUGUGAUUAAACAAAUGAUGAUGAAA